UCUUAUUUGCUCAGGAAUUCGAAUUCGAGACAUAUCAUUUGACCAGCAAAACUAAUUUUCAACAGUUGCAAAUAAUCUCCGAAUCUCCGACGCUCAUCGCCAGAUUUGCAGACCUUACUUACAUUUCGUUUUAGCGACGACCUAUUCGCCUUCAUAUGCACCGUUGUCGUGGUCGGCCAACAAGAAGAAAACAUUAAAUUCGAUCCUGUUGUCGAAAAAACCUUCGGCAAUAUGUCGACACCGAUGAAUUUGUGCCUAGGCACGAUCAACAUGGCGACCCGCCGGCCACGGCCGAAGACCAAAACGGCGUCGAAGACCAGACGGAGCAGCAACGGUUCCAGUUUCGCUGGCUUCGGCCGCGAGAAGAAAGAGCCCCUGUGGCGGUGCGUGGAGAACUGCGGCGCGUGCUGCAAGCUGGACAAGGGUCCGUCCUUCGUCACUCCCGAAGAAGUCUUUGAUGACCCUGCUGACAUCGAGCUCUACAGAAGCAUGAUAGGUCCAGAUGGAUGGUGUGUACACUUUGAGAAAAGCACACGCAAAUGCUCAAUUUAUCCGGACCGUCCCUAUUUCUGUCGGGUUGAGGAGGAUGUUUUCAAGUCAUUAUAUGGAAUUGAUAAGAAGAAGUUCAACAAGGAGGCAUGCAGCUUUUGUAGAGACACCAUCAAAGCAAUAUAUGGUUCAAACUCAAAAGAGUUGGAUGACUUUAAUCACGCCAUUAGAAGCUCCAAUCCUGACUAGGGAAAUGAGGCCCUGCUUUGGAUGCUUAAGGCCAUCUAUUUCUGAAAGAGCUGGUGUCCUAGUACAGUCUAGAAUGAUUCCGCCAGGUGAGGGGAUUUUUGCCAGUGUCCUUAUGUAUGAUCGAUUCUGCUAGGAAGAUGGGGGAAACAUCAUCGGGUAAUUGGUGCUAUAGGACCUGCUGUACGAGGUUUACCUUUGUAAGGUUGUUCCGUUUGUGAAAUAUCAUUGUAAUUCCCUACGAAUUUGGGUGGCUGAUCAUUUAGUUCUCUUGGUGCAUCCUGUGGCUAUUCUUGUCCUCUGUAAAAUAACUGCAGAAUAUUUAGGAGAUUGAAUCAUCUUUUGUUGAGGCGGACUUGCAGAUACCUUUGUAUGUUGCUGUGGAGUUAAUCCUCCCAAAACACAAUGGCAGAUAGAGGAGUUGGCAUGGUG
This is a messenger RNA of Eucalyptus grandis, 1167 nucleotides long. RefSeq lists its product as uncharacterized. Bases 232 to 738 code for a protein of 168 amino acids. The transcript has 4 exons. NCBI's taxonomy places the organism in Eukaryota, Viridiplantae, Streptophyta, Magnoliopsida, Myrtales, Myrtaceae. The record is from RefSeq and is a predicted model, not a curated record.